Thelazia callipaeda (thelaziosis nematode) is the source of this 1860-nucleotide messenger RNA. NCBI's taxonomy places the organism in Eukaryota, Metazoa, Nematoda, Chromadorea, Rhabditida, Thelaziidae. The record is from the annotation of a GenBank genome assembly.
AUGGUAUUUAUUUAUGAAUAUGUUACGGAGGUCGGUUCGACGAUUAGGGGUGUUAGUUUCACUAUUAACGAUAAUUUACACCAUCAUACUUUUACUUAUCAACCACCCGAAAUACCAUGUAUAAUAAAAUUCCGGAAGAGACAAAGAAUCGUCAGUGUUUUAAAUAAAUUGCCCUCCCAACGUAGUGUACCACCCAAAACCCAGUCAGAGUUGGAAGCUCACGAAUUCAAGAAAAGCAUUGUGAAAAAUUUGGCAGAACCAUAUGUCGAUGACGAUCACAAUUUUCAAAAAAUAUUGCAUAUGUCAAAACCUAUACGAAACUACUUUAUUGCACCAAAUCGUGUUUUUCAUCUGGAUUUGAAAGGUGCUGCUCCAAAAAUGGACUACUUGCUGAAACUUGUGCCAUUUGUAAAAUUAAUUGGAGCAACAGGCAUAAUGAUUGAGUAUGAAGAUAUGUUCCCUUUUACCGCACAGCAUGUCUGCACAGGCAAGCUUAGCGUUGUGAAAGCUGGAAAUGCCUACAAUUUGGAUGAAUUGCGACGUUUUCUUCAUGUAAUUCAAACACAUAAUCUUGACAUCAUACCUCUUGUACAAAGUGUGGGACAUUUAGAAUACAUUCUGAAAUACCCAAAGUUUGCAAAAUAUCGUGAAGAGGAACGUUAUCCUCAAGUGAUUUGUCUAACAGAUGAAGAAGCAGUUGAUUUAGUUCUGGAGGCAUUGAAGCAGGUAUUGAAUUUACAUAAGGAUUUUCCUUUGAAGUAUUUUCACAUCGGAGCAGAUGAAGUUUUCCAGUUUCAACAUCAGGUUGGUCGUUGUGAAAAUGACAAAAGGUUCAUGAUAAGCCAUAAUGUCGAUACUGAGUUCUUAUUUCUCAAGCAUAUUGCACGAAUAUCGAAAUUUGUGAAAGCACAAAUAGCUAAAAAGGGCGUUAAAAUAUUAAUUUGGCAUGAUAUGUUGGUGAAUUUGCAGCCUCAAAGUAUUUUACGACAUGGUUUGAAUAAAUUGGUGGAACCAGUAGUAUGGAAUUAUAUGGAAAAUUUGGAUGAUCAGCUUUUUCCUGAUUUUUGGCAGCGAUUAUCUUCCAUGUUUCCAUAUGCCUGGGGCGCUUCUGCUUAUAAAGUUGAGCUUUUGACAGACAUCUUAAGUGCUGAUGGUCCCGAUCAGUAUGCAUCUAAUGUUCAACAUUACUUAAACAAUCAUAUAAGCUGGUUGAAGCAAAUGAAUGAACAUCAUUCGAAAUUCAAACAAUUUCGGGGUAUUAUUGUUACUGGAUGGCAAAGAUUUGAUCACUUUGCUAUUAUAUGUGAAAUUAUACCAGUUGGUCUUCUUUCUGCUGCUGUAAAUAUGGCAGUGUUAAAAAAUGGACAAUAUGAUUCUGGAGUGCUGCAGUCGGUUUCCCAGUUAUUAAAGUGUUCUUCCAUACUGUAUUUCGACAAAAAUCCAUCUUCAUUCAUUCCGCAAUGCACUUUUCCUGGUGUACACAUUUUUGACGCCAUUCAGACUUUGCGCUCUACAAUAAUUUCAGUCGAAGAGCAAGUUUUCAAUGAUUAUCAGGUCCGUGGAUGGAUAGCAAGAUUCAAUGAAAAGCAUUCAUACACGCAAGCGUGGUAUCUUGAUCAAGUGUUGUACAAAGUUAAAUCAUUUCUUCGUGAAAUGGAGCUUUGUGAACGAAAUAUCAACUUGAACACAUGUUUCAGGAGUCAAAUGCGGACUGUUUUUCACAAUGAUACAAUAGCAGAAUUUGUCUUCAUAUAUGUAAAACCAACUCUUAAACGUUUAGAAGAACUCUCAGAACGAAUAGAUAAGCUGUCUCAGCUCCGUGUCUUUCCAGGACGACCGUUUCCUGUGCAAGACUUUUGA